This is a messenger RNA of Molossus molossus (Pallas's mastiff bat), 936 nucleotides long. Its product is annotated as ferritin heavy chain-like. Lineage: Eukaryota; Metazoa; Chordata; Mammalia; Chiroptera; Molossidae. The transcript is spliced from 2 exons. Gene Ontology annotation, biological process: intracellular iron ion homeostasis; iron ion transport. Bases 1 to 936 code for a protein of 311 amino acids. Gene Ontology annotation, cellular component: cytoplasm. Gene Ontology annotation, molecular function: ferric iron binding; ferrous iron binding. The record is from RefSeq and is a predicted model, not a curated record.
AUGGGGGUAAAAGGGAGGAACACCUAUAGUACUUGCGACACUAAAGAUUUAAGAGGAGUGAUGGGCGAGGAUCAAGGGAGUGAAGAGCAAGUUGAAAGAGUGAAAGAUGGAGAGGUGGAGAGUCAGAGCCUGGAGGCCGGGCUCGGCCAUCGGAGCGGCAGGAACUGGACGGUGAACAAGAGGAGAAGAGGGGACAUCAGUGGAAGCCAACCGCCAGCCGCCUGCAGCCUACCGCCCUCGCGGCCAGUCUCCGGCCCCGUCGCGGCCUGCCCCGGGGACACCACAACACCCCUGCAGCCUGCACCUUCCACCCGACCACUGCCCGCCCCGCAGCUCGGGCUUCCCGCCACCUGGGCCUUGGUGUCCACAGAGCCUGCAGCUUCAGACAUGCAGGCCCCUCCGCCGUCCUACGUGCGCCAGAACUACCACCCUGACUGCGAGGCCUCAGUCAACUACCUGAUCAACCUGAAGCUGUACGCCUCCUACGUGUCCACAUCCAUGGCCAUCUACUUCCAACGGCACGAGGUGGCCUUGAAUCACUGUGCCCAGUUCUUCCGAGAGCGGGCAAGCAAGGAGAGGGAGCAGGCGGACCGCCUGAUGUGGCUGCAGAACCUGCGCGGGGGCCGCACCCUCCUGGAGGGAAUCCACAGGCCUCAGCAGGACGACUGGGAGAGCAGCCUGAGGGCCAUGGAGUUCACCAUGCUCCUGGCGAAGAGAGUGAACCAGAGCCUCCUCAGUCUGCACCAGCUGGCCACUGAGAAGAAGGACGGCCACCUGCGCCACUUCCUAGAGAGGGACUACCUGCAUGAACAGGUGAACUACAUCAAAGAGUUGGGGGACCAUAUCAACAACCUGCGCAGUAUGGGAGCCCCACAAUCUGGCCUGGCCGAGUACCUCUUCGACAAGCUCACCCUGGGCGCCAGCACGAAACACUGA